This is a messenger RNA of Cricetulus griseus (Chinese hamster), 888 nucleotides long. Lineage: Eukaryota; Metazoa; Chordata; Mammalia; Rodentia; Cricetidae. The record is from RefSeq and is a predicted model, not a curated record.
AUGGGAACCCUUGAGGGACACCUGAUGCCAGGAGUGGGCUUCCUUCUCUACUCAUUGUACUACUCGGUGCUAACAUCCUUGGCCCUGCUACGGGAGCAGAAGGUCCUCAAGCACCCCAUGCUCCCGAGGAAGUUGUGCGGGCACAGGCUGUUGCCGCAGGUAUCGUAUGAAGCAUUGAUAAAGGUGCUUAUGGGCACCUUAGCCGUUGUUUGUGAGUUGUUCUACCCCCCAGGGGAAAAUCGUCUGCAGAUGAUAGAUUGGAAGGACCCUCGGCGGCCAUUUAUUUUCAAAGACAACUGGCAGCAUGUUACCAUGUUUGGGUUCUUUGCUUUCAGUGGUGUGGUGGACUUGGUGAGCCAGUCACGGCUGGUGAGAAGCUGGGGUGAGAAGCUGGAACACGCAGCCGAAGCGCUGGCUUUCUAUGUCCUGGUAGUGUUGAUGGCAACCCACACCGAGAACAAAAGCUCCCUAGAGAUCCGAGUGCAUCUUCUGUUAAUGGUGCCGUCCUUUUUGCUUGCUCUGGUGACCACUGUGGAGGUCUGGCUCCCCAACCAUCCCCCAAUCUGGAUCCUCAAGUGUUUGCUGGGGCUGGUGUUCAGCAACUGGUUGUUUCAGAUCUGUGAGAUGUAUGUGCCGCUCACUGGACAACCCUGGCGGUCAGACAGCCCUGCAGACCGUGCUUUCCUAAGCGUCUUCUUCUGCUGGUACAUAGCCUUUUCGAUUGCCUUGUUCAUUGCCGUCUAUGGCCUCUGCAGCCUCUGGCACUGUCACUACUCUUCAUGGAAAAAGACUCCUGGGGCUAGGUACCAGCGGUGCCGGAUAGAAUCCAGCUGUGAAGAACUAGAAAAGCUCAAGGCAGAAGCCCUGCUGCAGGAUGGAGUUGUGUAG